AAGACGUCUCAACACGAGCAUGCAUAUAAGUGGAUGCUAUACAACAACUAACCUAUAAAACUUACCUCACAAUUAUUAUAUGUAGUAAUAUGGAUUACACAACUUUAAGCUUCUAAUGGAAACUAGGAAUAAAAAUAUAUUUGGCAACAUGAAUUAAAACAAUAACAUGCCUUUAUGUAUUCAAAUGAAGUUGAUUCAAACUAGUAUCUAGAUUCGCAACAUGAACCCAAUACUGUCUCAGCAGAAUGUUCCUUAAAGUCUAGGCAUGAAUUUGCCUUGGUAUGAAGAAAUAAUGUGCAGCAUGUUAAAUUCUUAUCUCUGCUUUAUCAGUUUAAUUAAUCUACCAUAUUGCUUAGCUCAAACUGAUUGGGAUAUACGAGCAAAUAUCAUCAUUCCAUCACAACCAUCAGAAGGACAGGAAGUUGUCUCAAAACACCACAGUUCAGAAAAUGAGUUGAAAGCAUGGAGAAAAGAUAAAAUCGAGAUAAAGGACUCAAGAUCCAGUCGUGAAACAACUGAAAAACAAGAUGCGAGUACAGAUUGCCUAGAGGCGAUAAAUAAUUGUGAAUCGCUUAGUGGAAUAUGUAAAGUCGAUGUGGAAAUAUUUAAGACAUUCUGCGGAGACUGGACUGAUGAACGAAAUCUAUUAGGAUGUCAGCGUAAAUACCUAAGAGAAUGUCAGUCUGCCUUAAAGACAAUGAAUCUUGGACGUCCUGGAUUAAAACAAUGUACAUGUGAUAGUCGUCCAAGUCGUUCAAUCGAUGACUUGACUAGAUGUAAUUUACUCAGAAGAAAUUUGAAUAAACAUCCUUGUCUGGCAGAACCACCGAUUUUUCUACGUGAACCACAACCAUCUGUGAAUUUCCGAUAUGAUCGCAAAAACGAAGUGAGAACAGAACACACCGUCAAUACAUCGAAGACAAUGCUGAAUUCCAACAAAGUAUGGAUAAAUUUAACUUCACUGUCAAACAAAACUGAAGGUCUGUUCAAAGAAGAAAUGACUACACCAUUCCCAGACACUUUAAUCAACUUAUCUUCAACAGGGUUCACUGAAACCAAUUUAAACAAAAACUAUAUUGACGAAAAUCCAGAGAAUCCAAGUUGUUUGUAUCUACUUGAAAGAUGUACUAAACAGCCAGCAUGUACAAGAGCAUUAAAUAAAUUUCGUGCGUUAUGCACUAUGAGAACGUGUGAUAAAUUAAGGCUACAGUGUUUGGAAGCGUCGAAAAAAUUUUUUCAGUUCAAAACUCAUGCUGACUGUAGCUGCCAAAGUGAAAUAAAUGAAGACAGGUAUCGACGGUGUUUAGACUAUAAACAGACAGUAAUUGAUAAUGAGUGCGUUGAAAUUUCAUCAGGUGAGAACUUGAAUCCAACAAAUUUUAAUGAUUUAGAGUACUUGUCUACUGGUCAAAAUCAAGAAAGAAUUCCAACAAAUCCACCUGUUUUACCGGUUCCUCAGUUUACUAACCCUAUAAAAAGUGAUAUCAAUUCAACGUAUGUAGCGAAUGAAAAGUUGAAAGCUGUUACCCCUUCGACAGAGUUGACAAAUAUUAACUUUCAUAAGAAGGUACAAAGUUUGAUUAUUAGCCCGUCAACGAUUGUUAAUGAGAUGUGGAACAAUAGCAGAAACUGUUAUUCAGUACUUGAUGAAUGUCUUCAUAAUCCUAUCUGUGUUCAACACUUCAUUAAUCUUCGAUAUGCAUGUAUAGAAAUGAAUAAAGAGUUCAAUGCUUGCAGAAAUCCUACACAGUGUAUAAAUGCAAUCAAAAGUUUUUAUAGUGAAUCUGAUAAUUUUGUAAAUACAGCUAUAUCAUGUACCUGUGAAAAAACUGAUUCAGACUGUCAAAAAAUUCGGGAAAUAUUUGUCCCUUCUUGUAUUCGUCAGUCGUCGGAAUUUCGUAUUGACUGCUAUCAAGCUUGGAUACAAUGCCAGAAUAAUGCAGUUUGCAGAACCAGUUAUGAUUUUUUGGUAUCCGAGUGUCAAAAUCAUCAUGGACAUUGUUCUUUGAAUCCAAUGACAUGUAUAAAUUCCUACAGGAGAUUAUGGACUGGAUCCUGGGCUGGUGGAUGCAAGUGUGAAUUAGGUGAAAAGAAAGGCAGAUUUUCAGAUAAUAUAUUAUCAGGUUGCAGUGAAUUCUCACAAAUUCUUACAAGACCUCCAUGUACAGAUCGUAAUGUGGGAUUGGUUCAAGAACUAAAAAAUCUUUUGACAGAAGAAGAACCAUUGUCAUGUAUUGUAAUGGACAGACUAAAAACCAAUGCAGGGGAUCUCCUCAAACUUCCAGUGUUGAAUGCGCAUCCAGAGGACAAACAUUUGAAUAGAGAUUGUUCUUUGCUUUGUAGUUGUCGUUUCGGUUGUCGAUAUGAAAUGUGUUAUGCGAAAGAGACUAACAAAUGGCAUGCAUAUUAUUUAUCCAAUCACACUGGUAAUAAUGUAACACUACCAACACGCAUAGAAACUAUUAAUAUUUACAGACCAAAUUUAUCACUGGCUUGUAUUUAUCUUCCAAAAUUGAAUCACCACUGUCAGUGUCAUUUAAAUAAUCAGGUUGUAUGUAAUGUGUUCAACCAACCAAACCAAUAUGCAGUCACAGGUCAUAAAUUGCAGAUAGACUUCGACGUCGAAAUGUAUUCUACAAUUAUCGAUUUAAUGGCUGACGAAAAGUCUUUAUCAGAGUUUGAAUUUUACGGGAGUAUAGUUCAACUAGAAUUGCUGCUAACCAACUUCAUUACAUAUUUUACAGGACAGACAACUUGUCGUCUAAUAUUGUCUGCAUAUCAAACUGUAAAUGGUAGGAACUUUUUGCUAAAAUAUAGAUCUGGUGAUGAGAGAUCCUCAGAAUUCAUAAAUCGAUUGGAAUACUCAUUAGUGAUUCAUUCAGAUCACUAUAACGAUAAAAGAAAUUAUACAUCGUUUUGCAUCAACAUUCUAGAAAUUGUAAAUAUAAUGAUCAAUGAUGAAUAUCCGCAUAUGAAAUACAAUCCAAAAUUUUCUACAUUUUUAAAAAGUGUUCUAAAGGCGCCAAUAUUCCAUGAAUACAAUAAUCUAAACGCAAAUGAUGUCUCUCUAAAUAAAUCACAAAAAUCACAGCAGCAGCAGCAACAACAACAACACCACCACCAACAAACGCAAGGAUGGCGACAUACAAGAACAUCUAUUCAACUACAAAGAGAUAAUAAUAAGUCAGUAAAGAAUAAUUGUCACUCAAAAUCCUAUCUGAAUACUCUUCAUUAUUUAAUUUCUUUCUUGUUUUCUUAUUUUUAUUUUUUCUACUUUCAAUAUAAUUGCAUUAAUUUAUUUUCGUGUAGAUUAUUUCCCUUGCCUAUUAUAUGCGCCUUUGUAUGAUUUUUUGUUUUAUUUUAAAUGAUGACUGGUACAAUGUUCCAAUGUAUAUAUAUAUAUGAAAUUUUGUAAAAGCGUCACAUUUUCCCGAAUGAAUGUAUAUGUACAUAUAUAUCUGCUAUCAUAUGCAAUAUCGUCUGUUUGCUUGUCUUCUUGUCCUUUGAAUUGUCCAUUCUCCAAUUGCUUAUAGCAUGUAAGCUCUUCUGCAUAACCGAUGUGCAUUCCAUUUAUCAAGGUCAUCAAGAUCAUUCAUAGUCGAUACAGUUCGAAUCCGUGAUUUUAUUAUGCUUUUGUGAUAUAACAGAUAUUAGCUUAUACACAUAUCUCUCUUUAGCCAAAAGUUUUGUUUGUGUAUGUUCAAAAAAAUCAAACAAUCUAAUCAUAUUUCAGUUCACUCAUUUAACAGAAACAUGAAGAAAUUAACUUUGGUGGAUAAUUCAGAAAAGAUUGCUUUUCUUACUUUCUUUUGUGACGCCUAUUUCAUUAGGAAUCUGUGACUCUAAUUAAUUCAUUCCUCUUUUCCAUGUUUUCUUGAUGAACGAGCAAGCGUUCAGUUGAUAUUUUCUGUUUUGAAGAUUACAGAUUAUGAGGCGUAUUCUUAUUAUAAAACAAAAGUGUUACAAUUUGAAAGGUAUUCCAUGUUAGCUAAACAACAACACUCUGUGGAACAUAAAAACAUCCUUUCUAGAUAAAGUGUUUUUUUUCUAAAUUUUCUUCUACCUCAACCUUUUUAUCCCAAGAAAUAAAUGUAACCUACCGGUAGACUCAUAAUUUUGGUGUGUGUAAAUGUUUGUCUUGUGCUGUGAUGUAACAUUUCAACAAAAUAUAUACAUGUUAAUACCUGGAAGAUUAAGUUUAUAUUAUGUCACUGUUUAAAUUGCUUUCCUUCCAACCCUUGGAUAAUUUUAGUGAGUUCUGGGGUCGUUCAUAAGAAUAAAGAGUUGGAAGACAAAACGUUAUACAGCUUUUUAGACUGGAUAUGAU
Molecule: messenger RNA, 4327 nt
Organism: Trichobilharzia regenti
Lineage: Eukaryota; Metazoa; Platyhelminthes; Trematoda; Strigeidida; Schistosomatidae
Source: the annotation of a GenBank genome assembly